Messenger RNA from Nomascus leucogenys (northern white-cheeked gibbon), 645 nucleotides. RefSeq names its product nuclear pore membrane glycoprotein 210-like. The transcript has 5 exons. The record is from RefSeq and is a predicted model, not a curated record. Gene Ontology annotation, cellular component: nuclear pore. The coding region runs from base 1 to 645 and encodes 214 amino acids. NCBI's taxonomy places the organism in Eukaryota, Metazoa, Chordata, Mammalia, Primates, Hylobatidae.
AUGAUGCAGGUCACCUCUGAGGGCAGCCCUCAGCCUCAGUCCAACAUCCUUUUCUCCAUCAACAACAAGAACGUUGCACUGGGCACUGUGUCUGGGCUUGUGCAGGUGGUGGAUGCAGAGACUGGCAAGGUGGUCAUCAUCUCUCAGGACCUCGGUCAGGUGAAGGUGCUGCUGCUUGGGGCCGUGAGGAUCUGCACCCCCAUCAUGUGGAUGAGGAUGGGCACCCAGCUGGGGAAGAAUUGGGUACAUUUCCCACUGCUUGAAGGAGGCAGCACAGCUUCUGGGGGCAUUCCCAGUGCUGGCACCCCGCUGGUCACCAGGCCUGACUUCUCCCCUCCGAUGUCCAUCUAUAUCACCUGGAUCACCAACCACCAGAACCCUUUCUCCUUUGGCAAUGCCAUGCCAGGCCUGACCUUCCACUGGUCUGUCACCAAGCGGGACAUCCUGGAUCUCCAAGGGCAGCACCACAAGGUAGGUAACCACCUGCCCAGAGCCCACCUCCCACCCCUGUCCCAGGCCAGCACCCCGAGGGGCAGGGAGGGUUCCUGCCACAUUGUCCCACAGGAAGUCCCCACCCUCACACCCAGAGAGGCCCUUUCUGGCCUCUCCCAUGGCUCAGUGGGACUCCCUUCUCCCAAAUGCUAA